AUUUCGUCUCGCUCAGAAACAACCAAGCUUCGGGGGGUAGCGUCUAAAGAUGUGCAUGUGCUCUCACAGCCUUCUGAAUUCUAUAAAAAUCUACUUAACAUCAUCCGUCGUGCACGGCAACGGAUUUUUCUGUCGUCAUUAUACAUAGGUUUCUCGGAGACAGAACUGAUAAACGCUUUAGACGAUGCACUUCGGAGAAAUCCUGGUUUACACCUUUACUUAAACUUGGACUACAACCGGUCAACUCGACCAGGACCAUCAUCUCCCAUUCUCUCCCUUCUUCCCCUCCUACGGAACUAUGAGCAUAGAGUACAUAUAUCCCUUUUUCGGAGUCCAAAGCUCAGCGCAACGAUGUCAAAGAUAGUCCCUCCUCGAUUCAAUGAAGGUUGGGGCACCUGGCAUGCCAAAAUUUACGGUUCUGAUGAUGAUGUCAUGAUUAGCGGAGCGAACCUGAACAAAGCAUACUUUUCGAACAGACAAGAUCGCUAUCUGCAUUUUAGUGCACAACCUGCUCUUGCAGAUUACUGUUUCUCAUUCUUGCAGACCUUCUCUGGUUUUUUCGUAUCGAGUGCUGGCAACUCCAGAUGGACCGGCCCUUCAUUGGGAAGACAAGUCUGUUUUGCCGUGGCAGAUCCAGUCCAAGGCAGAACCAGUGAAGAGCAGGCAAAUUCGUCGGAUGUAGUCAUCUUUCCUGUUAUUCAAGCUGGGCAGUUCAAUAUCCGAGAGGAGGAGCACACUCUGUCGAUGCUCUUCGAUCACUUCGCAUCUCGCGAGUACUGCCUUGAUCAAGAACCUGUCAUGAAUCUGACAAGUGGCUACUUUGGACUAUCCAAGGAAUACCAGGAUCUGAUUUUGAAAUCCAACCCUGCUGAUCAUGAUGUAACCCGCGUUCCUAGGCAAAUGGCUUUCUACGGUUCUGGUGGCUUGUCUGGGCUCAUUCCUGAGGGAUAUACCCUAUUGGAGAAACGCUUCAUGUCGGCGGUAAGAGCCGCAGGUCGACUUUCUUCAAAUGUCCCAGACCACCACAAUAUCAGCCUUAAAGAGUGGGAGAGGGAUGGUUGGACAUACCACGCGAAAGGAAUUUGGCUUUCUCCUUCAAUAGAUUCACCGCCGGUCCUCACGCUUUUUGGGUCGACGAACUUGAACUCACGUUCAGCAAACCUUGACACAGAGCUGUCUUUCGUGAUGGCAACCUCGUCAGAUGAUUUACGUCAAAAAUUACAGGAGGAAAUUCAGGGACUGCAUCAUUGGGCGGUGCCUUGGAGGGGCGGAGAAAGAAAGGUCAGGUGGCGCACGAAAGCUAUUGUGGCUCUCGUCGGUGGGAUGUUCUCACUGUGA
Molecule: messenger RNA, 1338 nt
Organism: Suillus subalutaceus
Lineage: Eukaryota; Fungi; Basidiomycota; Agaricomycetes; Boletales; Suillaceae
Exons: 8
Biological process (GO): cardiolipin biosynthetic process
Cellular component (GO): mitochondrion
Molecular function (GO): CDP-diacylglycerol-glycerol-3-phosphate 3-phosphatidyltransferase activity
Source: RefSeq, a predicted model, not a curated record